AUGACGCGUUUCAUCCUGCAUCCUGCAUCCCCUCCUCCCAUCUACUACGUACUCACGCACAUCUUCCCCUGCAUCACCACCCGCCAUGCCCACCACCUCUCCACCACCCACACCCUCCGCCCCCCCGACUCCCAAAUCAACCAUGCCGACUCCCUCCGAUACUGGAACAGCGUGGCCGCCAACGCCAACACCAUGCUCGGCAUGCUAGGCAACUACCCCUGGUACACACGGAUCGACCUGCGCGGCUCCAAGACCUUCCUGACCAAAGUCCGGCGGCUGAUCCCCAACUGCCCCACCACCGGCAAGCUGCCCCUGGGCGCAGACUGCGGCGCCGGCGUCGGGCGUGUCACCGAAGGUCUCCUCAGCCAGGUCUGCACGACCGUCGACGCGAUCGAACCGGUCGAGAAAUUCACGCAUGUCAUUCGCGCGUCGCAUCUGAACCGACCCAGCUCCGAUGGGGAGGCGUCCGGUGUGAUCGGGGAUAUCUACACCGUGGGGCUGGAAGAUUGGUAUCCCCGGAAGAAAUACGAUCUGAUCUGGACGCAGUUCUGCGUCGGCCACUUGACGGAUGUGCAGCUGGAGGCGUACUUUGUGCGCUGUAGGGACGCCUUGACGGCGGGGGGCGUCUUGGUGGUCAAGGAGAAUCAGUCGACCGAUCCGGCCGGUGAGGAUAUGUUCGACGAAGAGGAUAGUAGUGUCACGCGCACGGAUGGCAAGUUUCGGAAGCUGUUCGCUGAGGCCGGGUUAAGGGUUGUGGCGUCCGAGUUGCAGUUGGGCUUUCCGAAGGAGUUCAAGUUGCUUCCCGUAAGGUUUUAUGCCCUGAGGCCCGUGGGUUGA
Molecule: messenger RNA, 837 nt
Organism: Aspergillus heteromorphus CBS 117.55
Lineage: Eukaryota; Fungi; Ascomycota; Eurotiomycetes; Eurotiales; Aspergillaceae
Product: N-terminal protein methyltransferase
Exons: 2
Coding region: 1-837 (278 amino acids)
Biological process (GO): N-terminal protein amino acid methylation
Cellular component (GO): cytoplasm
Molecular function (GO): N-terminal protein N-methyltransferase activity
Source: RefSeq, a predicted model, not a curated record